Molecule: messenger RNA, 2938 nt
Organism: Lates calcarifer (barramundi perch)
Lineage: Eukaryota; Metazoa; Chordata; Actinopteri; Centropomidae
Product: midasin
Exons: 14
Coding region: 229-2571 (780 amino acids)
Biological process (GO): positive regulation of transcription by RNA polymerase II
Molecular function (GO): RNA polymerase II cis-regulatory region sequence-specific DNA binding; DNA-binding transcription activator activity, RNA polymerase II-specific
Source: RefSeq, a predicted model, not a curated record
UUUUGCUGCCGAUUUGAGCGUUACAAGACUUCCAAGAGCGUUACAAGAAAUCAGAGUAAUUCAGCGUUUCCUAUUCAUUUACCCGCUCAUUUUUAAAAACAAUAAAAUGACUGGAGGUAACCUGUCUGUCAGGGUGUGACCAAUGAAGUGGAGAAAAGAGACGGAGAGUUACAUUUUGUAUAAUAUUGGUACUGCACCUUAAGGAAGUUAGAUAAGGACAACAAACAAAUGAAACAGAAGAGGAUUCGAUUAAGACCCAUUAGUGAUGAAGAAGAGGAAGGAGAAGAGGGAGAAGAAAAAGAAGAUGGGGACAGGAGAAAUAGCCUAAGGAAAAGUAAGAAAAUCAAAUAUAUUGAUGAUUAUGAUGAUGAGGAUGAGAAGGAGGAGGAGGAAGAAGAGGAGGAGGACGAAGAUCAGGAAGGCAAUGAGCAGCCGGGCCCAUCUACCCAGAACACCUAUGACCAGAUGGCACAAGAAAACAGACUGCCUGUAACCUGUGGAGACAAAAAGGGCUUCCUGGAUGUAGAAAAGCUGAGCAGGGGUGAGCAAUGCAUUUUGAGUAAUGGCAGCUGGCUCUCUCCACCUGACUUUGAGGAAUUUGGGGGGAAAGGCUCCAGUAAAAAAUGGAAAGCAAGUAUUUUCCAUGAAGACAAACCUCUGCAGGAUUUAUUUGAUAAAGGGAUAUUAACGACUAAGGGGUUUAAAAGGAGAAGAAGUGAGACUUUAAAGCCAAAGAAAAUCCUGUCAUCAGAUGAGUCAGAGAGCCGCUCUGAAGCGUCAGAAAUACAAUCUGCAGAAGAAACUGAGGAAGAUGAUGUUAAAGAUGACGACUGGCAUCCAGGCAGUGAAGAACUGGAGAGAGAAGAGGGAGAGGAAGAAAGGGUAGGGGCUGAAAAUGGAGGAGAGGUUGUAGACUCAGGAGAUGACAAGAGUAAAGAGGAGGAAGAUAAGAUGGAAAAGGGAGAAAUGGAAGCUGAAGAUAUGCCUGCUGUUACUGAUAAUGACAAUGACAACAAUGAUUUUGAAGAUAGGGGGACAAAUUUGAUCAUUUCAGCAUCUGUGAUAAAUGCAUUGAAGACAGUAAAAAUUGUCAUCCCGAGGCUCCAAGAGGCCAAGACUGAUCGUCAGUUCAGCUGCUCGGAGCAUCCAAAGGAAGUUCAGCUGACCACCAAAGUCAAGGCCAUACGGAUCAGAUACAGACAAGCACUUGAUUCUGGUCGAAAAAGUGGUCACGGGCGAGUAGUCUUGCUCUAUUUUGAGCUCCUGAAGUCCAUUUGGGGAGUAUCCCCUCCAAGAAACGUGAUGUCUCUGGGAGUUGGGACCAGCGACGUGGUGGAGGCUGUGGAACCAGUCGCUGGCUUGCCUGACACUGGGUCUUUGUCCAUGCCUAGUGGGGAGCGAGUUGCAGAGGAUGCUGCAGAGAUGGCGGAGAAUCAAAAACAAAGACUCAGUGCUACUGUGAGUGGCUACAGGAGGGAGAGACUGAGGAGAAAACUUCCCUUGGAUUCGGUUGCACAAGAUCUUCAGCUAAAGAGGCGGCUUCUUCAGCGGUUAGACGCCACUGAGAAUGAAUUUGUACAGAAAAUGGGUCACUGGUCAUCUUUGAUGGAUCGUCUGAACUCGAAUAUUGAGCUGCUGGUGCAGCAUAUUGUGGGUGCAGACGGUUGGUGUAAGUCAUUGGUCGAGGAUGCACAGAGUGAGGAAGAGAGACAACGCAACGGUUCACCAGGUGGCCCCUUCAUCACAGCAGUCAUACACACUGAUCCCCCUCAGGAGUCAGGUGUCCCCCUCAUCAAUGGAGGUAUUAAAGAAGAAAAUGGAGAGGAGUUCAUGUAUAGUGAUGGAAGAACAGAUGGACAGAGAGAAAUCAAAGCAGAAACAGGAAAUUCUUCUAGACCUUUAUCUGCACCAGCUGCCUCAUCCCCAGACAUCAAGCUUGACAUUGUUAGUAAAACUAAAGACAAUGAAUCAGUCAGCAGUCACAAUGCCAACCUCAGUAUUUCCCCUGUGCUGUUACUCCCUGUGACAGACACAAGUUUUGCUGGUGACAUGAUAGCUGACUGGGAGAAAGAAGAUUUUGAAUCGAAGCAUUGUGGAAAAAAGAAAGAAUGGAAGAGAGAAGAGCAUCUCGACACGUCAAGCUGUGAAGUCAGUGUUCAGUCUAUUGCAACUGUAAAUUUCAGAGACAUCAUCUCAAACAGAGCAACCACUCAGCAGGGUAUUAAAGAGGAAAGAAUAGAAGCAAUGAGCCCUUCCACUGAACCUCAGAUUGUGCUGGGUGACUGUCAGUAUGAUAACCCAGGGCACACAGAUGCCACCACCCUUGGCCACGAUGCAACACAAUUACAAGCGAUGAAGCUAGAGAUGAGGGAUUCCCAAACAACACAAGUGUCAGACAGCAUUCACUCAUCAGUGAUGGAGGAGGGUCCGUCCUCUAGGCUCUCUGCUAACAUAAAUCUGGAUACAAUGGACCUUGAUCAGUUAAAGAGAGAGAAAAUAAAAAUGCAGUUGAAAGUAUUAAAAUUACAAGAGGAAUAUUACACUCGGAAACUGGAAGAAUUUAAAAAGUGAAAUUGUUCUCCUGUAAAGUGGUACAAACCUGCAUGGUAAGCAUACAUUCAAGCACAUUGUUUGAGUUGAUUGAUUGAUUAAUGAUAUAUAGGUAUAUGAUUAUGAGAUGGGAAAAAUAACAAUGCAAUCACUCAGGGAUCACAGAGGCUUUACCUAAAGGGAAUGUGGCAGUGCAAGUAUAUGAAAUGAUUUUAAUUGAUUUACAAAAAGCAUUUGAUGCUUUGAUUUUAUAUAUGUAUAUAUAUAUAUAUAUAUGAUACAAUGAUACACAUUGUAUUUGUUAUAUGAAUCUGAUUCUAGUAUAUUACCAAGGUUCUUGGACUCAUCAAUACUGUUUUGUUUACAUAAAGAACCAUGAUGGAAAUUA